AUGGGCAGCAAUCAAAGCACACCGAAGAUCUCGGCACAGGACAGGGCUAUCCUGGACAUGAAAAAUCAGCGAGACAAGCUGCGCCAAUACCAGAAACGAAUCACUGUUAUUACGGAUCGUGAGAAGUCCAUUGCUAAAGAGUGUCUUGCUCGGGGCGACAAGGAAAAAGCACUCCUUGCACUCAGACGAAAGAAGUACCAGGAAUCUCUUCUUGGCAAAACGGACUCUCAACUCGAACAACUCGAGAAACUCACAUCCAGUGUCGAGUUUGCCCUUGUCCAGAAAGAUGUGCUUUAUGGCCUGAAGCAGGGCACACAGGUCCUGCAGCAGAUACACAAGGAGAUGGGUGGUCUUGAAGCAGUCGAGAAGCUUAUGGGGGAAUCAGAGGAGGCAAGAGCAUACCAACAGGCCAGCAAUUGGCAAGUGAGAAUACUGAUCUUUCACAACUGGGAACAGGAAAUCAGCGACGCUCUUGCUGGGCAAAUGUCAAAUGAGGAUGAAGAUGAGGUCGAGGACGAGUUGGAGCGCCUGGAGCAGGAGACAGUUGUUCUGCCAAAAGUAUCAUCGCAAGGUUUAGGACACGAAGUUGUCCACGAUGCGGCAGAUGGCAUUGUUGCCGACCACGAAUUGCCAGAUGUUCCGACGUCAAUCGCUGCCCACGACCCGGAGAGGCUCCAAAAGCAGAGGGAAAGGGCAAAGGCAAGGAAAAUCGCUUUACAUGCAUGA
Messenger RNA from Endocarpon pusillum Z07020, 726 nucleotides. RefSeq lists its product as uncharacterized. Gene Ontology annotation, cellular component: multivesicular body; ESCRT III complex. The coding region runs from base 1 to 726 and encodes 241 amino acids. NCBI's taxonomy places the organism in Eukaryota, Fungi, Ascomycota, Eurotiomycetes, Verrucariales, Verrucariaceae. The record is from RefSeq and is a predicted model, not a curated record. The transcript has 3 exons. Gene Ontology annotation, biological process: late endosome to vacuole transport via multivesicular body sorting pathway; vesicle budding from membrane.